GCCGUCUGUCGCUCCUAUUGGACGGAAAGGCGGAAGCGAGGGAAGCACUGCUAACAACAACACAGACCGUCUCUACAUAGUUUGUUGUGUCUUUUGGAGGAGUUUAAGGACCCUCAUGGCUUUACCAGCCCAACUCAGAGGCAUCCAGCACCACCUGCGGACCGCUCAGGAACAUGAGAAACGGGACCCGGUGGUGACCUAUUACUGUCGGCUCUACGCCAUGCAGACGGGCAUGAAGCUGGACAGCAAAACUCCAGAAUGCAGGAAGUUCCUUGUGAAGCUCAUGGACCAGCUGGAGACGAUGAAGAAGGAGCUGAGCGACAACGAGUCCAUCGGUCAGGAGGUUGUCGGCAACGCUCACAUCGAAAACUACGCCUUAAAGUUGUUCCUGUACGCCGACAAUGAAGACAGAGCAGGACGCUUCCACAAGAACAUGAUCAAGUCUUUCUACACCUCCAGUUUGCUGAUUGACGUCCUGACUGUUUUUGGGGAGCUGUCAGAGGAGAAUGUCAAGCACAGGAAGUAUGCCCGCUGGAAGGCUACCUACAUCCACAACUGUCUGAAGAAUGGGGAGACCCCUCAGGCAGGCCCCAUCGGCAUGGAUGAGGAUGAGGAAGCAGAUGAGUUUGGAGCCGAAGGUUUCUCAGGACAGAGCUUCUCACACGGAGGCUCCUUCAGGGCAGAUCUUCCCUCUCAGGACCAGAAUUCAAAUCAAGGUCCAGCCCCAGGAAUCGGCUUCUCUCAGGAUCCUGGAUCGGCUCCAGGGGGCCAACCUGCCUCAAAUUACAACAACAUCCAGAUCCCACCGGGGGCCCACGCACCGGCCAACACUCCAGCAGAGCUGCCUGCCCCUUCAGGAGAAGCUGUUAAACCGAUGCCUGCAGCCCCAGCCGUUCCUAAUGUUGAUCCGUCUCUAUUCAACGCCCAGCAGCAGGGCCGCGUCCAGCUCUCCCCAGAAGACUUCACCAAGGCGCAGAAAUACUGUAAGUACGCUGGCAGCGCUCUGCAGUACGAGGACGUCGGCACAGCCAUCCAGAACCUCCAGAAAGCCCUGAAGCUCCUCACCACCGGCAAAGAAUGAGGUCUUUGUCCCCCCCCUCUCAUCUGACUCCGCCUUCCUCCUCUCCCUUUCUUCCUCCUCCAAACCCCCCACCACCACUUUUCCUCUAUCUGUCUCCAAUCUGGUCCCAAUGUGACGUUGUCACACUGAGGCCGCUGGCGUCAGACGAGGACACGAUGGAAAUCGGACAGAACAAUGGCGGCCUGUGUCCGCCGGCUCACCAAUUGACGGGAUAACUGACCAACUGACUGCAGCAUUGACCCAAUCAGCUCGUCACCAGCUCUGGUGGUUUAUAUUGUUCUUACAGCAGGUUCAAAACACCAAGGAGUCCGACACAAACUUUUAGUCCUAACUUGUGUCACUUUAUCAACUCAAACUUGUUUUCAAGUUUUCUUCCUCUUUCAGUCGAAUAAAUAAAGGAGUACACUAAACGACCCGCUUCUGUGUCUGAGGCUUUGCCUUAUCGGGAGGAGUGAUUGUUUCUGAAAUCUGCUGCAGAGCAGCGUUGGUCAUCAUCCAGUUAAGCUUCAGUUUGGAUUAGCUUCGUUAUAAAGAGGCGAGCAUGCUAAUGAGCCAAGCUAUUACCAUCUCUGCAGUUCUUGAUGAUGAUACAGUUUAGCAAAUGAAUGUUUUGGUCUUCCGCCCUAUGAAUAAAUUUAUAAUUUUAUCUUUUUUUCAUCACAGUUUUCAGUCUUUUAAAGCUUCCUUCAUCCUUUUAAGGUCUGAAUACCUUGUGUUCCUGAUUCUUCAUGCUUUAUGGUGCCUUGGCAGUUGGCACAAGACCUGGGAGUGGGUGGAAACCUGACAGUGUGGCGUUUUUAUCACCCACUGACUGAUCCGUCGGCUGCAGAUUAAGUGAUUUCUUCACCUUCGCUUCUUUCACCUGAAACACUCAUUGAUUGGACCAAACGUCUUCUGGACUCAUCGAACUGAAACCAAACCAACAAACACCCACCGUAGAAAUAAAUCAGCUGUUUUCUGUCCACCUUCAAUCGGAUUCAGUCUCAUUGUUUAUCCAUGUCGGACUAACGGCUCGAUUCUCAUUCUGGAGGAAACUGUAGAGGACGGUGCACAGGGAGCUCUGGAGAGCAGGGAACUUGUUUAACCUUUGAUUUCUAACUUUUACAUAUCACUGUGUGUAGAAGGAGGAGAGGUGGCGAAUGUAGUUUAAAACAUUUUUCUGUAUUUAACUUGAUUUAUUGACUUUAAAGGCUUUCGAUUAACUUUGCACGAAGCAUCAGAGUCGCUUCAGUUCGAAUAAAAUGUUUGAAAUCAU
Molecule: messenger RNA, 2336 nt
Organism: Cyprinodon tularosa
Lineage: Eukaryota; Metazoa; Chordata; Actinopteri; Cyprinodontiformes; Cyprinodontidae
Gene: vta1
Product: vesicle (multivesicular body) trafficking 1
Exons: 8
Coding region: 116-1081 (321 amino acids)
Biological process (GO): late endosome to vacuole transport via multivesicular body sorting pathway
Cellular component (GO): multivesicular body
Source: RefSeq, a predicted model, not a curated record